Messenger RNA from Stereum hirsutum FP-91666 SS1, 2896 nucleotides. RefSeq lists its product as uncharacterized. NCBI's taxonomy places the organism in Eukaryota, Fungi, Basidiomycota, Agaricomycetes, Russulales, Stereaceae. The record is from RefSeq and is a predicted model, not a curated record. The transcript is spliced from 5 exons. The coding region runs from base 345 to 2477 and encodes 710 amino acids.
CGUGGGUGAAGAUAUCAUCUUCGCAUCCGAGGCCCUCUCUCUCCUUUGUUCUUCCAUACAAGUGAAGACGGCUUUCUCGUUUGAAGAGUGCUGGUACACGCUCGAUCUUCGCUUUCGUUUUCCUGGUCGGUCUUCUUGGCUCGCUUCGUUCUCUUUGGGCUUAUAGUAUCUGCUUGUACAACACGAUAUAUACACCUCGCAUCCUCCUUGUACUGCUUCACUUCCGCCCACUCUACUGUCUCCCUUGUUCUUGACUUGGAAAACUAUCACGCGUGGUUUACUCCUACGCAUUCCGAUCGAAACCAACCUGAAGCCAUUCAGACCUCCGACAUUCGCAGGUUAUCAUGUCGUCCAUGGUGGCUAACAGCGGGCACUCUUACAUCGGAUACACGCGUUCUAUAUCCCCCUACUCUACCUAUCGCAGUUCCGUCUCUUCAGACGCGACUGUACGCGGCCGAGGUUCGUCUCCAACAAAGUCCAUCAAUGACUCGGGUCAUGGACACGGCCCGCUCGAGAAAACGUUUCCACCAAUCCACAUCCAUCCGCCCUCGACUACCCUAGCUCCGAUAAACACUUACAUAACCACCCCCAUCUCCGACUCUCCUCUCACCGAUUCACCGCCACAAACUCCCACCUAUCCUGCAUAUCAUCACCACCACCAGCACCUCCAUCGUUCGCCGCCAAACGAUGUUCCUGGCUCGGCGCCUCCCACGGCUGCGUCCGAACAUAGGUGGUCAGACAUCGUACCGCCUCAGACCGCUCUCACUUUCGCUGCGGUCUACGAUCCCUCCGAGGGACUCAUCACGUUCUCGGGUGCUGAGCUACUUCCGUCAUCAUCAUCAUCGUCAUCAUCAUCUUCCUCGUCAUCGUCGCUCUCAUCAUCAUGUUCACGUUCCCCGACUCCUGCGACCAUAGGCCACGUACCGUACAACUCCUCAUGCGCCCCUUCGCUCCUCAACUCCUUCCCACCUUUUCCUUCGGACGGACAGAGUCAAGUCUUGACCAUCGACAGGAUCGGGUCCGUCUUCGGCAUGGGAGGGAAUGGGAUGAUCACUCCAGCGUUGAGUACGGCGCAGUUCACGACGUCGGACGGGAUGGCGGACAUGAAGAGUAUGCUGGAGACGUACUUCCGGUCGGGGACGAAGCAGCAGCUUUUGGCGGAACAGUACCUUCGGCCAAUGGGUAGCGGGGAAUCGAAUGCGCGCGCUUCGAGCGCAUUAGAGGGUCCGAUUUAUGAGGCGUUGACGAACAUGAAUCGACAUGUCAGGGUGAGAACAUGUGCGGAUGAGGAUGAGGACCAGGGUGCGAGGAGCAGGGAUGGAAGUGAUAUGUUUACGUGGAGUUGGCUGGAUAAGUUGGGUGAUCAGUUGAUGUUGAACCCGUCGUUCGACGCAAGGCCGUAUGGGGAGGAGGAGAACCGAAGAGUGGAUAGUGGGUAUGCGGGAGAGCAGGAAGAAUAUCUCGCGUCGCAGAGGCAAGCAUUGGAUAGUGCGAGGCGGGCGCAGAUCAAUAGGUUGAGGGGCGCGAGGAGACAGGACAUGCAGAAGGGAUUCACGCUCGAAGAACUGAUGGCGGAAGAUGACGGAGAGCCUAUUGAUCCAAACGAGUUCUCUCGAUUCUCGGUUACGACUACCUCCACAUCAGACUACGUCGACGUCGGCCUCCCUAUCAGCCCCUCUUGCUGUUCAGCCUGGUCGACCCUCGAAGCUCCCGACCAUGGGUCCUACACAGACUAUACUGUGCGACAUCAUCACACCCAAGCCUGCAACACACGUACAACACAUGCUCUACACUCCGCCAACACCAACACUCCUCCCCGCAACAGGCUCCAGAAGAAGAAGAAUCUCGACGUUCCCUCCAGCACCCGCCCUGCCAAACCCGAGGAAGUAUUAGCGAGGAUAGAAUACAACCACGAGUCUCCCAUCCUCCCUUGCUCCUCUCUGUACGAGAAGUAUCGUACCCUGCCCACACUUCCUUCCCCGCUUCGUCCAAAGGAACGACCUCUUCCGAAGCGUCCUCGGACGCCACCGCCACCGCCUCCCAGUAGUUUUCACCGCCCAGGAACCGCUCAAUCAAGCCCUAGCAGCGGUAAGAGCGGCAAAACCUACAAAUCCGCACCCGCAGGCCCCGUUCGCUCUGCCUCUACGUUCGCGUCCACAUCUCCAACUUCGUCUCCCUCCAAACCCAAGUCUAUCGCCUCCAACCACUGCCGCUUCACGCGCUCCAACUCCUCUCCCGUCGUCUCCCACUCCAGAUCCCAGUCCCACCCUCCCGUUCAUACGCGAUGGGGGAGCACGAACUCCGGUCAGGAGAAACCGAAGUCGAUUCAGACGAUCACGCGGAAGAAGAGUGUGAUAGAGAAAUUGGGGAGUAUCAAGAGGGAGCUGGUGGGAACGAAGGUGCCGAGGGACGAGAUGUGGGUGUGUGUGGAUGUGAGGUGUGAAGUCACGCAGAGGGAUGUUGCGGUGAAGAAUUGAACGUACUUCGUGGGCAGUCUCCUGAUAUUGAAGAAGAAGAAUGAAGUUUUCUCGGUCUGCACCUCUUACUCUUGGACAACUUUCUUGGAAUAAGGUCGGACUGUUGUAUGAUAAAUAAACUGGUCUGAGUUCGUCUUCGUCUUUCUGGCUCUCACUCACUUUGACGCCUUGCCACACUCUUUGUCCUUCUAAUUCCUUUUCCCACUUCUUUCUGGGCUGUGGUUUUGUUCUCUGCCAGGCAUACCUACCUCGGCGUUUCCUGUCGUACGAUUUCUGUACUACGGUAUACAUCUCCGUCGCUCCGCAUUCACGACUCCCUACGCCCGCGGACAUUCUACAAAACUCGUCCUCUCCACGCACAAAAUCUACGACUAUAACGAUCCGUCUGCUUCACUCGCAGCCUUAGACUCGGCUUCUUC